AUGAGUUACCAGCCCGUCCACAGCUCGGAAGCCGCGGCGGCGCCCGAGACGCAGUAUGAUCGGAUGAAUCCCUCGGGCCCAGAAAGCUUGUCUGCCAGAGACUCGGACUCGACCCAAACCCGGACCAAGGCACCUGCAGACGGCGUCGUCGUCGAGAAAGAUGCAGACCCAGACCGCCGCAGCCAAACGGGCUCUUUGACACCUUUGGGCAGAUUCGGACGAUGGGUCACGGAAAUUCUGGCGUACAUGGUCUCGCUCGUCGCCUUGGCUGCAAUCGUCAUCACCCUCGCGACGCAUGAUGGACGUCCGCUUCCGGACUGGCCGUUUAGGGUGUCGAUCAACGCCCUGAUAUCCGUGUUUGCCGUCAUCCUCAAGGCCACCAUGCUGAUUCCGGUUGCCGAAGCCGUCAGCCAGUUGAAGUGGUCAUGGUACAAAGAAGCCCGUCCGCUCCACGACAUGGCAAGAUUCGACCACGCAAGCCGUGGGGUCUGGGGAUCGCUCAAGUUCAUCCGUUACCUGCACGUGCGGAACAUGGCAACGCUUGGGGCCAUCAUCACGGUGCUGGCCACAGCCAGCGACCCAUUCAUCCAGCAGGUGGUCAGGUACCAUUCCUGCACGCAGGACGAGUCCAGCGAGGCUGCAUCCAUCCUGCGGACAAACAACUACACGGAGACCGGGGCCCACGUCGGGGCCGGCAUGACCACGCUGGACCUUCCCAUGCAGGCGGCGCUCUACCAAGGCGCCUACAACUCGUUCCAGGGCGUGGAGCCGGCGUGCGGGACGGGCAACUGCACGUACCCGGACUACAGGACGCUCGGCAUGUGCAGCUCGUGCGAGGACUACUCGGCCGCGAUCAACAAGUCAUGCAUCGAGACGAGCCCGUCGUCGCUGGCAUGCAACUGGACGCUGCCGUCGGGGCUGCAGCUCUCGCUGCCGUACCCCAUCACCAUGGUCAUGGGCUCGGGCGACGCCAGCGUCUACGGCUCGACGUGGAACGAGACGGCGCUGGUGACGACGGAGCUGCUGACGCUGCCGGACGCCCCCACGUACUCGUCGACCGGGGGGUCCAUCGCCGACUUCGUGACGGCGGCGUACCGGUGCUCGCUCUCGCCGUGCGUGCGCACCUACCGGCUCAACGUCACGCAGGGCGUCGCGCGCGAGACGCUCGUCGACACGACGCCCGUCACGCGCUACACGAUGGAGGUGCCGUGGUCGAGCUACUCGGCGACGCCCAUGCCCUGCCUCCUCAACGGGACGUACCGCGACGCCACCGACUUCACGCAGCCCAACGCCACCAACACGUUCGAGACGUGGGGGGUGCUCCCGGGCAACGCGUCGGCGGCGUGGCUGCCCAAGGAGUGCGUCUUCUGGUACCCCAACACGCUCGGCGCGCAGGAGUUCCUGCCCGGCUUCCUCAACGGCUCCGUCUGGUACGCGCCCGAGGUCGACGAGUCGGACCCGCCGUGGCUCGGCCAGCUGUACAACAAGGGCAACACCAGCCUCGGCCUCGUCGCGAGCCUGUGGGAGAGCAUGGCCGACAGCAUGACGGCGAACAUGCGCCGCAACGGCGACGCGAGCAACAGCGACCCCGCCCAGGGCAUGGCCCAGCGUACCGUUACGUGCGUCAGUGUGCGCUGGCCGUGGCUGGCGUAUCCGGCCGCGUUGUUGGUGCUGACGGCCGUCUUCUUGGCCGCGACCAUCGUGGAGAGCGUGAGCAGGAGCGGGUUUCAGAUAUGGAAGGGAAACCCGCUGGCGUUGCUGUUCCACGGCUUGGAUGGCGACGAGGUGGCCAAGUAUCGCAGGGAGGUGACGCAUGAGGGGCAGAUGGAGCAGGUGGCCAAGACGGUGCGGGUGAGGAUGGGCGAUUUGGGGACCGGGAUGAAGUUGAUGGAGGUGCCGCAUCAAGAGUGA
This is a messenger RNA of Diplodia corticola, 1911 nucleotides long. RefSeq names its product zinc-binding oxidoreductase protein. NCBI's taxonomy places the organism in Eukaryota, Fungi, Ascomycota, Dothideomycetes, Botryosphaeriales, Botryosphaeriaceae. The transcript has 2 exons. The record is from RefSeq and is a predicted model, not a curated record. The coding region runs from base 1 to 1911 and encodes 636 amino acids.